Molecule: messenger RNA, 3051 nt
Organism: Aphis gossypii (cotton aphid)
Lineage: Eukaryota; Metazoa; Arthropoda; Insecta; Hemiptera; Aphididae
Exons: 7
Coding region: 384-2876 (830 amino acids)
Molecular function (GO): protein binding
Source: RefSeq, a predicted model, not a curated record
GUUAGUUGUGGAGUGUGGACUCGUCGGACGUUCGGCUCCGAUUUCAAUAACUCGUUACUCGAGACUCGCGACCACUCAAGUAUUUUUACAAUAGGUUUACUAGCCUUAUUAUCAGUUAUCGUUUAUAUUAUGCUGAUAAUAAAUAUUAACUAACAAUUUAACAUUAUUAUUUAAUUACUUAUUUUCGUGAACUAUUUUAAAAACAUUUUGUUGACGUUUAAACAUAGUUACGCUACACAUAUAUUAGUUAUUAGUUGUACUUGUAACGUUGUAAGUUAUAACUAUUACAUAUUGUGAAUUUGUAAUAGAUAACGGUUUUGAAGAGAAUUCGAUUUAAACAGUUAUUAGUCAUUUUCUAGUUUUUUUAUCAUUCAGCAAUAAAAAUGUUUGCUACAAUGUAUAAAACACUUCUUGAUAAAUCCGAAAUGAACGCUAAGAAGGAAUCGAUUGUGGAGGAAUCUGAAACAGUUAAAAUUACUUCUAAAGAUGUUAAACACAUGCUAAAUGAAUUGGAUGAGAUCAAAGAUAAUUCAGAUAGUUGUUCUGUGACAAAAGACGAUGUUAUUGAUGCUAUUGAGUCAUUGUCUAUCAUUGAUAAUCAUCCAGAACAUUUAAAUGAUAAUGCUUCAGUUGAAUAUUUUGACGACACUAAAAGUGAAGUAAGCUCUAUUGGAGAAAACCAAAUAGAUGUUGCUACAAUUGAGGAUCCCAAUAUAAAAAAAACUGUGAAUAGAAUAAAUAGUCUUCAAUGUUUAUUUACGUGGAAUGUAAAGUCAAAAAAGAAAAAUUUUAUUUUACACAUACGGAAUAAAUAUGGAGAAUACAACUUAAAUUUAUCUUUAUCUGAAUUUACACUAGAAAGGUUUAUAGGUAAUUUAAUUAUUUCUUAUGAAUUAUUUCAUAAUGGUGAGCCUGAAUUAGCCCAAAUGAAAAUAUUGGAAAUUGGGAAAUGGCUUGAAGAAUUAGAUAAAGGUACUGAUGAGUUUUAUUUAUCUAUUAAAACUGGUCUUCAACAUAUUAUGAAGGCCACUUUCAUUCAUAUGUUAUUUGCUACAAAUCUUACUGGAGAAUGUAAAUGGUUAUUGGAUGAUAUUGUUUUAUUGGCCGUAAUGGAUUCUAAAUCAAGAGCAGCUAUACAUGCAAUACGUGCAGCUGUGUUAAUUGAAUAUGGAAAUCCAAGCUAUUUAAAAAAAGCUUGUGAGACAGCUAAGAAAGCAUGUGAUUUAGAUCCUAAAAUUUCUCAUUGGUUUUAUAUUCAUUCACUUGCGUUAACAGCUCAAAGACAAUUCUUACAGUCUUAUAAAUCAGUUCCAACUGAAAAUGAAAUUAAUGCAAUUAAUCAAGCAAAUAUUUUGUUUAAUGGAAUUAAUGUACUUUUCAAAUAUCAUGAAAUUGUUCUGUUUAGAGAAACUACAAUUGGAAGUUUUCAUAAUAAUAAAAACAAAAAUGAUAAAUCUUUGAUAAAAAAAAAUUUACAAGACAACAAAAAAAUUGUUAAAAUGAUCAAAGCUAUAAUAAGCAAGGACCCAAAAGACCCUCUCUUGGUAGUUAACUGCGCUAGAAUAUUAAUGACUCUUCCAAUUAUGGUUCGUGAUUUUAAUUUGGGAAAACAAUACUUAACAAAAGCCUUUGAAAUGGCACCAAAUGAUCCAACUGUUUUACGAGCAAUUGAAAACACAGUUCAGGCUUAUAAAGAUAUUUCUAAUAAACAGAAACCUAAAAAUAAUGAAACAACAAAACAAAAUCAACCACCGUUGAAGAAGAAAAAAUCUAAAUUAGAAAUUGAUUUUGAAUUUAUUGUAAAAAAACAAAAAAAUGGGGAAAAUCCUAUUACUUGCCUCACUGAUUUAAUUCCUAAAUAUGAUGGCCUUGAUAAAUCAAAAAUUAUAGCUCAACUAUGUUCUUAUACAAUAUUAUUUACAAACAAUCUAAAAUCGAGUGUUGAAGAGUUUAUUAAGUUGAUAGAAAUACCAGGAAUUACCAAUAAUGAUAUAAUUACAAAACAUUCUUCAUUGUUUGGUUCAAAGCCAUUUAAUUUAUCAGAGCUUAUUUGUAAUGAAAUCAGAUUGGCUACAAAUUUAAGUGGUACUUCUUCUGAUGAUAUGCUGUAUUUUUUUAAAACAUUAGCUAAAAUUAUGGAAACAUGUAAUUUAAAAAUUAAAGAAGUUGACUCAUCCAUGAAAAGUAAGCUUAUUGUUGAUUCAAAUGUCAAAUCUACAAUUUUAAAGGCAUCAGUGCAAAGUGAAACUGAAUCUUCAGAUAGCGAAAGUGUUGAUAAAAAUAUUAAAAAAAAAAAUCGUAAAGCAAAGCACUUGCAAACAAAAGGUCCUAAAGUAUUUACUAACAAUGUGGAAUUGAAUAAAAAAGAAAAAAUUUCAAAUUAUCAAUCUAAAAAUAAUAAAAAUACCUCAGAAAAAACACAAAAUACAAAACCACAGCCAAAAGCACAAAAUAAAAAACCACAGCCAAAGUCAAAAGCAAAUGAUGUCAAUCAAAUGAAAGUCAAAGUGGAGAAAGUUUUAAAUUCUUCUAAUGAAAAAGGAGCUGGACUUAAUUUCUCUAAAAAUUUAAGUGUGGAGAGUUUGAAAAAAUGUUUAGAAAGGAAUUCAGAAGUACACCGUUACACCCAACAAUUAUAUCAAAACAUUUUAUCUAACACACAAUCACGGUUUAAUUCGUCUAAUGUAUCUUCUGGUGAUCUUAAUACUUAUUUCAAUCAAAACCAUGCAAACUUUAGCUCACCAUUACAAUCGAAUCCAUUUCAGGGUCCUUCACAUACACCACCAUUACUUAGUUUAACACCCCAAAUAAAACCACAAAAUCCAAAACCUAAGCAAAAAAAAAAUUCUGCUCAGCUUAAAUCAAAAGAAAAAUAGAUUUAGCUAAUUUUGUUUAUUGUUAUUUUAUUUUAUUAAAAGAUACUAUGUUAUUUCAUCAUAUUGUCAGAAAUUAAAUGUAUCUAUAAUUAUACCAUAUUUUUAUUAAAUAAUUUAAUACAUUUUAAAAACAUGUUUGUAAUCUGGUUCAAUAUUAAAUAAUUAUUAAAAAUUU